Megalopta genalis is the source of this 3388-nucleotide messenger RNA. The record is from RefSeq and is a predicted model, not a curated record. NCBI's taxonomy places the organism in Eukaryota, Metazoa, Arthropoda, Insecta, Hymenoptera, Halictidae.
GAGCAAAAGUAUAAAUAAGAGACCGGCAAAUACAAUUACGAGUAAGGGAAAUAAAUUGAAUUUCGUGCGAAAGUAAUAAUCAAUGAAUCUAUCGAUAAACAUUUCCAAUUGUAAGACACAGACAGCGUAAAAAUCGGUCACAACUACAUAUAUCGAAAUGUGACAGUAUUAUCAGGGACAACGUCAGUGACAAUGGGUAGCCAUCUUGACUUUUGGUGCGCGAAUACCGCGGACUAUCGAGGAGAGUGUUUGUCGCGCGAUAGGCUAAACGACUGUGAACCGUUUAACUAUGUCUAUGGUUUUUACUGGAAUUGAUUAGCCCUCGUUGCAAUUUGAAGUUUCCUACGACCGAUAUAUCCAGGUGCAGGACAGACUAUGCAAAAGCGCAAAAGUGAGUGAGGGCGCACGACUCGCGCCCUGGGAGGCGAGGCAUUUCUCGCCGUAUUUGUCAUACGACUUGCGUGUAAAAGGAAACAAACUGUCGUGUUCCAUAUUCAGCAUCACAUCAUUAAUAUUACCGAAGCUCAUCAUACACAUUUGAAAACUACGCUGUGAAACCAUGAACGCAUCAGAACAUGGGUUUAACCCAGCCUUUAACAUGGCCUCCAUAAAACAAGCUUUUAAUGAGGCAGUCGAAAGAGUCUCAACAGUUAGAAUGCCUGCACCAACACGACUGAGGGAUCUCAUCAGACAAAUAAGAGCUGCUCGCACUGCAGCCGAGGAGAGAACAGUUGUUAAUAAAGAAUGUGCAUAUAUUCGCUCUACAUUUAGAGAAGAGGACAGUGUAUGGAGAUGCCGCAAUAUUGCAAAACUCUUAUACAUUCAUAUGCUUGGGUACCCAGCACAUUUUGGCCAAUUAGAAUGUUUGAAACUUAUUGCAUCUCCAAGGUUUACGGAUAAACGAAUUGGUUAUUUAGGUGCAAUGUUACUGUUAGAUGAAAGACAAGAUGUUCAUCUCCUAAUUACAAAUUGCUUAAAAAAUGAUUUAAAUAGUUCAACACAAUUUGUUAAUGGUUUAGCAUUGUGCACCUUGGGUGCAAUUGCAUCACCAGAAAUGGCAAGGGAUUUGGCAUCUGAAGUUGAAAGGCUAAUGAAAUCACCAAAUGCAUACCUUAGAAAAAAAGCAGCUCUCUGUGCAUUUAGAAUCAUUAGACGUGUACCAGAAUUAAUGGAAAUGUUCUUGCCUGCUACACGCAGUUUAAUUACAGAGAAAAACCAUGGAGUUUUAAUUACAGGUGUAACACUUAUCACAGAAAUGUGUGAAAAUAGCGUUGAUACACUAAACCAUUUUAAAAAGGAAUGCGGCCAUCGAGAGAUUGUGCCAAAUCUUGUAAGAAUUCUCAAGAACUUGAUCUUAGCUGGAUAUUCACCAGAGCAUGACGUGUCAGGAGUAUCUGACCCUUUCCUUCAAGUGAAAAUAUUACGUCUUUUGCGAAUUUUGGGACGCAAUGAUAUUGAGGCAUCAGAAGCAAUGAAUGAUAUACUUGCUCAGGUAGCAACAAAUACAGAGACCAGCAAGAAUGUGGGCAAUACAAUAUUGUAUGAAACUGUAUUAUCCAUAAUGGACAUAAAAUCAGAGAGUGGACUUAGAGUGUUGGCAGUAAAUAUUUUAGGCCGAUUUUUAUUAAAUAAUGAUAAGAAUAUUCGAUACGUUGCUUUGAAUACAUUAUUGAAAACAGUUUAUGUAGAUACAAGUGCAGUGCAAAGACAUCGUUCAACCAUUCUGGAAUGCUUAAAAGAUCCGGAUGUAUCAAUCAGAAGACGUGCAAUGGAACUUAGUUUUGCACUUGUGAACUCUAACAAUAUUAGAAAUAUGAUGAAGGAAUUAUUACUAUUCUUGGAACGUGCUGAUCCAGAAUUCAAAGCUCAAUGCAGUAGUAAUAUAGUGAUGUCUGCAGAGAGAUUCGCACCCAACAAACGUUGGCAUCUUGAAACCUUGUUUAAAGUUCUUGUUGCUGCUGGUAAUUAUGUCAGAGAUGAUGUAGUUGCAUGUACUAUUCAAUUAAUUUCGGAAACGCAAGCACAACAAGGCUAUGCUGUUAGUGCAUUGUGGAAAGCAUUGGAGAAAGAUACAUUCGAUAAGCAACCUUUAGCUCAAGUAGCAACGUGGUGUAUUGGUGAAUACGGUGAUUUAUUAUUGUACGGGCCACCAACGGAAGAUGCAGAAGCUCCAGUCAAUUUAACAGAAGACGAAGUUAUUGAUGUCUAUCAGAGGUUACUGUGGAGUCCACAAAAUACAGUUGUUACAAAACAAUACACCUUAUUGUCUCUCACAAAACUUAGUACACGAUUUCAGAAAGGAAAUGAAAAGAUACGCCAGAUAAUUGAUACAUUUGGAAGCAAUUUACAUAUUGAGUUGCAACAACGAGGUAUUGAAUUCUCACAGUUGUUCAGAAAAUACGAUCAUUUGCGCCCUGCGUUACUCGAGAGGAUGCCUCCAAUGGAAACAGCAAAACCUCAAGCUAAUGGUAUUAUUGGUAUGGUAAAUGGUGAACCAGAACCUGAAGAAGAAAAAUCAGUUGUGCUGGAAGCAAGUAGUACGCCACCAUCUGAUUCAAGUGUACUUUUAGAUUUGCUUGGAACCGCUGAUAUUGGAGUCACUUCUACAUUAUCAAAUAAAAAUCCACCUGCUAAUAAUACAACUUCCACAGUAAACAAUAACGAUCUGUUGGACUUACUUGGUAGUUUGGAUUUGAGUGCUCCUACAUCUACAUCUACAUCUACAUCUACAGCUACACUGCCACAAGCACAAACACCAACGCAAGUAUUCAGUCCUACAAAUGUGAACAACUUUUUAGUGGAUGGUUUACUUAAUUCAUCAUCAACUCAAAACGACACUCCUACUAUGAUUGUCUUGGAUAAAGCAGGUCUUAAAAUAACAUUCAGAUUAGAAAGACCACCAGAUAUUGCAGACCUAUUGAUCAUUAACAUGUCAGCUCAGAAUUCUGGAAGUGUUAUACUAACUGAUUUUCUGUUUCAAGCAGCAGUUCCUAAGACAUUCCAACUACAAAUGUUGUCUCCAUCGAGUACUGUAAUUCCUCCAUCUGGGCAAGUUACACAAGUAUUGAAAGUUACAAACGUCAACAAAGUAUCUCUAAGAAUGAGAUUACGCAUCUCUUAUACUGGAUCAUCAGGACCGGUCUUGGAACAAACAGAAGUAAAUAAUUUUCCUCCGUUGGCAUUACAGUGACAACAUAUAUCAAGAAAGACAAUUGUACAUAUGCCUGUCUAAAUAAGUAAUUGAGUUUGAAAUAGACUCAACUCAAUUUCAUUUCUUUAUUGGGUAAAAAAGAAACAUACUGCUAAAAGGACAUGUUUGACGACAAAUUUUCCGAUUAAUUGAAUCGAUAAUGGAUCAUACAUGGUACGAAUUUGAUAAGAUACAGAU